Messenger RNA from Carassius carassius (crucian carp), 1617 nucleotides. RefSeq names its product 5'-3' exonuclease PLD4-like. The transcript is spliced from 11 exons. The record is from RefSeq and is a predicted model, not a curated record. The coding region runs from base 108 to 1604 and encodes 498 amino acids. Lineage: Eukaryota; Metazoa; Chordata; Actinopteri; Cypriniformes; Cyprinidae. Gene Ontology annotation, molecular function: catalytic activity.
GUUAUACUCAGAAGAAUCGGGAGUUUCUGACACAUCUCUUUCACGCUCAUUAAUGACUGACAUCAGUGCACUGAUUGAGAAGAGAAAUCAUCAGCACCUGCUUCAUCAUGCCAGCAUCUUCACGGUUGCUGGAGGGUCAUGAACUGACGUCUCCGUACAAGAGUCUUCAUGACAGCUAUGUGUCCGAUCGCAGGGACUCCAGGUGUCCCGUCUCGGCUCUGCUGGCCGCUGCAUGUCUGCUGCUUUUGGGGAUUUUAUUGGCUGUGACAGUGAUAGAGGUGUUAAAGAAUGAGGAUCGAAUCCACGAGGCUCUGAAUCCUCCUCAGACACAGACGUGCUGUAAUCAAACCGGCCUCAUCGAGCAGAGCAGUAUUGUCCUGGUGGAGAGUUUUCCUCUGGGCCUGGAUUACGGGAGAAACGUGAGCGCUGGAGUGAAUCUGUAUGAAGCCUGGAAGGAUCUUCUGUCUCGAGCCUCUAAACAGAUCGACGUGGCGUCGUUCUACUGGUGUCUGACCGGCGAAGACAUCAGCGUGAACUCGUCCAGCGACAGACAGGGCAGAGAUAUUUUAGAAGAGUUCAAGGCUUUACCGUCCAGGAACGUGUCUGUGCGCGUCGUCACCAGCAUCCCAACUUUAGCUCCCAACUCAACCGACCUGAAAGUCCUCAAAGAACAAGGAGUACAGAUACGCCGCGUGAACUUCGGCCGUUUGACUAAAGGAAUUCUUCACUCCAAGUUCUGGAUUGUUGACGGGAAACACGUGUACAUCGGCAGCGCUAACAUGGACUGGAGAGCUUUGACGCAGGUGAAGGAGCUCGGUGUGGUCAUCUAUAACUGCAGCGCUCUGGCUGAUGACCUGCAGAAGAUCUUCCAGUCCUACUGGGUCACGGCUCCCUCCAACGCCUCCAUCCCGGAUCCGUGGCCCUCCGACUACGACACCCGGAUCAACCAGGAGCAUCCGCUGCUGCUCAACCUGAGCGGAGUCCAGAGCCAAGCAUACAUCACGGCCUCUCCGCCGGUCUUCUGUCCGGACUCUCGCACACGAGAUCUGGAUGCGAUCCUGUCGGCCAUCAGAGGAGCUCAGGACUUCAUUCAUGUGGCGGUGAUGGAGUUUUACCCCGCGUCCAAGUUCUUCCAUCAUCACGGAUACUGGCCCGUGAUUGAGGACGCUCUGAAGCGCUCUGCCGUGGACAGGAACGUCUCCGUCUGUCUGCUGGUCAGCUGUGGUCAGGAAACAGAUCCCGCCGUCUGGCCCUUCAUCAGGUCAUUAGAUGCUCUUCAUUCUCCAUCAGACAACAUCAACAUCGCUGUGAGAGUGUUUGUGAUUCCAGCGGGGAACCAGUCACACAUCCCUUACUCCAGAAUCAACCACAACAAAUAUCUGGUGACAGAUAAAGUGGCAUAUGUCGGCACGUCUAACUGGUCAGCUGACUACUUCAGCACCACGGCCGGCGUGGCUUUAGUGCUGUCCCAGAAUGCUUCAGGAAACUCGUUCCAUCAGCAACUGAGAGCCGUGUUCGAUCGAGACUGGAGCUCUCCGUUCUCUCAUGCGCUCGCCGAUCUCCAGCGAAUCCACGACUGCGCUUUCUCCACAUCUGCACCUUAGACACCAAUACAGC